Messenger RNA from Crotalus tigris (Tiger rattlesnake), 3837 nucleotides. RefSeq names its product carbohydrate sulfotransferase 11-like. Gene Ontology annotation, molecular function: sulfotransferase activity. The record is from RefSeq and is a predicted model, not a curated record. The coding region runs from base 157 to 1179 and encodes 340 amino acids. Gene Ontology annotation, biological process: proteoglycan biosynthetic process; carbohydrate biosynthetic process. Lineage: Eukaryota; Metazoa; Chordata; Lepidosauria; Squamata; Viperidae. Gene Ontology annotation, cellular component: membrane. The transcript is spliced from 3 exons.
CGAGCCAGAGGAGGUGGAAGCGGCAGAGCUCUGCUGCCAGCCGCUCGGAGCGGAGCCGGACAAGCCUGGCCAUGAGUCGCUGGCGCCAAUCCUCGCGAUUUCGCUGAACUUCCAAGCUCUGAUCCCGGGCUGGGGGAAUGCGGCGCAGGGGCGAAGAUGAGAAGAAGCAGGGUGCACCGCAUGGUCUUGGCCACUUGCUUGGGCUCCUUGCUCCUGGUCAUCUUCUACUUCCAGAGUAGCCUGAACCCGGCUGCAGAAGACAGGAUAUUGAGGGUUAGCUGGCACAGGAAAUCGGGUCGAAGUCCACUUCAGACUCUUUACAAGGAUGACCAGCUUGAGCAAUCUUCCCUGCAGGCAACUCAUCGGCACAGGAGAGAGCUGCUAAGCAGUAUGUGCCAUCGUUAUACCCGCAAGCGACGCCUCCUAACUCCAGAUGACUUGCGGCACCUGGUGGUGGAUGAUGUUCAUGAGCUGCUCUACUGCUAUGUCCCCAAGGUGGCUUGCACUAAUUGGAAGAGGGUCUUGAUGGUCUUGACAGGGCAGGGCAAGUACCAGGACCCCCUGGAAAUCCCAGCACAUGAAGCUCAUGUACCUGCCAACCUUCGCACUCUCUCCGAGUACAGCACUCCUGAGAUCAACUACCGCUUGCGCAACUACCUCAAGUUCAUCUUUGUACGGGAGCCUCUGGAACGGCUGGUCUCAGCCUACCGUAACAAAUUCACCCGUAGCUACAACACGGCAUUCCAUAAGCGCUACGGGACCAAGAUAAUCCGGCGGCACCGUCAGGACCCUAGCAGCGAGGCCCUGGAAAGUGGCGAUGACGUGCGUUUUGAGGAGUUUGUGUACUAUCUGUUGGAUCCAAAGACCCAGCGUGAGGAGCCUUUCAACGAACAUUGGGAGCGAGUGCACUCCCUUUGCCAUCCAUGCAUUGUCCAUUAUGAUAUCAUUGGCAAGUAUGAGACCUUGACUGACGAUGCCAACUAUAUCUUGCAAUUGGUUGGGGCUGAUGCAGGCAUCAAGUUCCCCUCCUCGUCUAAGACCAUCAGAACCAACAAUAACCUGACUGCAAAGUUCUUCAAGAAUAUCAGCCCCUUCUACCAAAGAAGAUUAUUUAAUUUAUACAAGAUGGAUUACUUGCUCUUCAAUUACACCAUCCCUUCUUAUUUACAUCUACGAUGAGGCUGGUGACAGACCCUUUCCUCAUCGUUUCUGCUGUCAACCAACAGACAUGGAUAUGAGAUGCUUACAGAUCUACCUAUGCCCGUUUUUUUAUAUGUUUGAUCAGCACACAGAGUUCUCUCCGUAUUUUGUUCCUGUUUCAGUAGACAGAAUCUAGGAUGGUUUGUCUAUCCUUCCUCCUGUUCUUAACCAAACAGCAUUUGUUUCUAGGAAGCACUGGAACUAUGUCCUUUUGUCAGGAGGUGGGAGAAUCUGUGUGGAAGUAGGAGACAUAAUAAAAUGUGCAUGCAUUUAGUGUGUUCAGUUAUAAUCCCCUCGCACCUCUCUCUUCUCCACACUGAUGGAGGAAAGGGGAAUAUGAGCCAGAAGUGUCUAACUGCAAACAGAGGCAGAAUUGUCUAUGAGAUAAGAGUCUUCUGUGUCUUCCCCUUUUACCAUCCUUGCAGCUGGUGUUUCAGAGAACUGUAUUUUCUUGGAAACAACACCCCCCCCCCCCCCGCAUUUUCCUAUCACGUUCUGCUGCCAUGCAGUUUCCAUCAAUUUGCACUGGAGUGACGCUUAGUGGAUUGCCCACUUGUCUGUGCAGAUUUGUCUGUGUGAGAAGAUCUUGACCAAAAGAAAUAUUUAAUUAUUUGCCUUGGCCUUUUUUUUUUUUUUCAUGUGAAUAUGUUUUGGGUAUGUGCAAAUAUUGUUGUGGUGUCCUGUUUUAUGUAGGCCUAAUCAAACUAUGCUCCAGAAUCAAGCUCUUCAGUUUAAUUAGUGGACCCUCAUUCAGAUGGGAGAAAUGAACUCCCGUAGAACUGUAUUUUUUGUAGGUGAUACCAAAGACACUGGGAGGGCACCAGGCUUGGGCAGUGUCCACUUGACUAGAAUUCUUAUAUAUGAAACUGGAUUGAGCUCAGAGAGAGUUUUAAGAAGAGAACCGAUUGUUCUUGUGGAACAGGCAUUCCCCAGAUAUGUUUGACCAAAACCUGUCUUCUCUUGCCAGUAUGACAGCACUCAUUGGUGAUAAUGGGAAUUUGGCACAUUUGGAGAGCACUGAGUUGUGAAAGCUGAACAGAGCAUUGAUCAGAGGUUCUGCUGUGCCUUUAAAUAGUAUCGCCCCAGAAGACAUAUCUUGAGUUAAUCAUUAACAGUGCCUUUUUUCGUAGAGCAUUGCUAUAGUGUCUCAGUCAUGUUUUCUGUCUAAAAUAGCUGUCUCCUUUUUCUAAGCGGGAGCAUCUGUUUUCCUGUAGAAAUCAGGGUAUGGCUGCAGAGACAGAUUGCAUGUGGACUUGGGCUGUACAGAGAGAAACAGAAAUUUAACUGGUAAAAUUGGAGGGUUGUACUUGAAGCGACAAUCCUAGAAGACCACAUUUAAUUCAGUCCACCUGGACAGCUUUGCUUAAGUUGGCAUUUUUGUCUCCACAUGGUUACAUUUCUAUGUAUACCAAAAUAUAUGCCCUCAUUUAUGUAAAUUGGUUGGAAGUGGAGUUAUUGUACAACAGCAUUCCCAACUUAGUGCCUUCUGGAUGUGUUGGCUUUUAACACCCAUAAGUCCCACUAAGCAUGUUCAGACUGUCUGGGAAUCGGGGGAAUUCAAAUCUAAUACAGAUUCUGUCGGAAUAAUUUGAUUUAUGCAAUACGCUACUGAAUGUACUUGUUUGCAUGAAGUAUUAUAGGGCAUACAUAUUAAAGACAUGAUUUGGUUCUGCUGAUUCCUGCUGUAUGAAUGUGGCAUUUCCACCCCGUAGUUGCUUGCUUUUAUUAGGAGAGAAUGAAUUAAUUCCCAAGAGAGGAUUGAAUAGUUCAGAGUUUGAAUUAGUCCGUUCACUUGUGCAGCACCCCAGUAUCAAUGCAAGCUUUAAUUUUAGGUAGCUUAGAUUCUGACCAUGGCUUUUUCUUACGAUGAGACAUUUGGCAAUAAGACUGAGUGUUCUUAUGGGUGGAAUGAUGUGACAGGAGGGCAAGGAACUUUGUGAUUAAUUCAGAAUUCUAAUUCAAAUCUGUCUCCAAUUGUCAGCUUUGCAAAAUAGGCCAGACUAGAAGCACCCUCAGAUGAACUAGAUCUAACAUUAUUAUUGUAAGAUUACAUUAACUAGAAUCUUGUAAGUCUGAAAAUACCUCUCUCCCCCAUAUUUAUAAUCAAGGAGGGUCCCUUCUGAGAUGUUGGCCUCACACUCAUUUCUUCUGCUGAUUCAGCUGUCUCUUAUCUAACUGUUGCCUAGUCUGCUUUUCUUUCUCCUGUCUCCAAAGUCAUUCAUGCACACCACUGCAUCCAGUUUGCAAUCUCUGGGAUAUGUAGCUAGCUUAUUGGCUGGGAAUUCUGCAUGUUUGAUCCCAGCAUAUAUAGGAAAGGCACCAGCUUGGGAAGGGUGUUAUUUACUUUGCAAGUAUGUAAUUACUGUACACUAACAUGUAACCAGUGAUGCUGUCUGCUCCUUAGUUUGCAACUUUCCCAUUGCUUGACAAUUAAUUAAUUACAUUUAAAGUACCAAUGAAUUAGAAAUCUAUAUUAUUUAAAAAUUGAACUAGGCAAUUGUAGUAAUCUCCUCAAAAGAUUGUCUAAAACAGUGGUUCUCAACCUGUGGGUCGGGACCCCAUUUGGGGUCGAACGACCAUUUCACGGGGGUCACCAAACCAUGCUGUCCGCCAUUUUUUUCCCUUUUCCUUAGCUGU